Messenger RNA from Ilex paraguariensis (yerba mate), 1215 nucleotides. The record is from the annotation of a GenBank genome assembly. Lineage: Eukaryota; Viridiplantae; Streptophyta; Magnoliopsida; Aquifoliales; Aquifoliaceae.
AUCUUCUGAAACAUAUUAAACCAGCCAGCUUCUCUUAUCUCUUAUCUCUUCCCUCCCAGCUUUAUAAACACAAAAAGGCACAAAGACAGAGAGGGAGAGAUGAGUUCCCUAAUCAGCACGCCCAUUGCACCCACUUCACACACCCUUUUGAAACCAAAUCGCAAUACCCUCUUACGUGGUGAUUCUCUUCUUCCAAAGCGCCUUUCAUGUACUAGAACGAGAAGUUCUUCAACUACAAGGGCUUUGCUUUCAACUACCAAGGAAUCAGUCUUAAAAGAUUUUCAUGAAAGAAGAGCUCUCAAGAUAAUCUCAGGCUUGCAGAAUUUGAAUAAGGAGAAUGUUGCUUCUGUUGUUACUGCUGCAGAUAAGGGGGGUGCAACACAUGUGGACAUUGCCUGUGAUCCAGAUUUGGUGAAGCUGGCGACUAGCUUGACUUCUCUUCCGGUUUGUGUUUCUUCUGUGGAUCCUGCAGCAUUUUCCGCAGCUGUUGAAGCUGGAGCUUUGAUGGUGGAGAUUGGAAAUUAUGAUUCGUUCUAUGAGAUGGGCAUAGUUUUCUCCCCGGAGCAGAUUCUUAAUCUAACGAAGGAGACCAAGAGGAUUCUUCCAUCAAUGACACUAUCCGUCACAGUGCCUCACACACUAAGCCUCCCUGAUCAGAUUAAGCUAGCAGAGCAGUUAGAACAGGAAGGUGUUGACAUUAUCCAGACUGAAGGAGGAAAAGGGUCUAGUCCUUCAAAGCCUGGUGUUCUUGGCUUGAUCGAAAAGGCAACCCCGACACUAGCAGCAGCAUAUGCUAUUUCACGAGCUGUCAAGAUCCCUGUUAUGUGUUCAUCUGGACUAAGUGCGGUCACUGCUCCAAUGGCCAUCACAGCAGGGGCUUCUGGUGUGGGUGUGGGGUCGGCUGUGAACAAGCUUAAUGAUGGGGUUGCGAUGAUCGCAGAGGUCAGAAGUAUUGCUGAUUCCUUGAGCCUUUCAACUGGUAGACAUAUUGUAUCUGAAAAGAACACCUUGAGACUCUGACUUCUACAAUCCAUUCUUAUAAUAAAAUAAAUAUGUAAUUCUGCCUAUUACAGAAUAUGUUUGUAAUAUUAUACCAGCACGAAAUGCUUGAGAGAGAUCUCUUGAGGGAGUCGAGGACUUAAUACUGGGGAGUAGUUAGGGUGCAACUUGGGCGAGCCAAACGAAUUUAACCAGAAUCUAACCCGACAAAAACAG